Ilex paraguariensis (yerba mate) is the source of this 1180-nucleotide messenger RNA. Lineage: Eukaryota; Viridiplantae; Streptophyta; Magnoliopsida; Aquifoliales; Aquifoliaceae. The record is from the annotation of a GenBank genome assembly.
GCUCUGGUACUGUUAGAAAACCUAAGAGAGAGAGAGAAGAAAAGCUAAGAGAGAGAACAAGAGAGAGCUUGUUGAUUUUCAAGGACUAUGGAGUAUACAAGUCUGGUUGACACUUCAUUGGAUCUUAAUUCCAAUCCUCUCCGACUUCUCGAUGAAGCUCCGAAACGUGAUGUCCAAAGCAAUUUCAUUGAGUUGGGAACGAAGCUACCAGUGAAAGAAGAGACUGGUGCUAUGGUAGAGGAAUUGAAUCGGGUGAGUGCCGAGAACAAGAAGCUCACAGAAAUGUUAACAGUGAUGUGUCAGAAUUACGACGCCUUGCGAAAUCGUUUGAAGGAAUAUGUGAUUAAGAAUCCCGGAACUGAUCAGACCACCACUGCAUCGAGGAAGAGAAAAGCUGAAAGCACCACCCAAAAUAACAACAAUAAUGGUCAUAAUAUUGAUGCAACUAAUGGAAAUUCGGAGAGUAGCUCAAGUGAAGAAGAUUGGUCCAAGAAACCAAAGGAAGAACACAUCAAAGCUACUAUUUCAAGGGUCUAUGUGCGAACCGAAGCAUCAGAUACAAGCCUUAUAGUGAAGGAUGGAUAUCAAUGGAGGAAGUAUGGUCAAAAGGUCACCAGAGACAACCCUUUUCCUAGAGCUUACUUCAAAUGCUCUUUUGCGCCUAGCUGCCCUGUGAAAAAGAAGGUUCAAAGAAGUGUUGAAGAUCAGUCUGUAUUGGUUGCAACCUAUGAAGGGGAGCAUAACCAUUCACACCCUUCAAAACCCGACGCCAAUUCGGCCUCCAACCGAUGUAUGACACUUGGUUCAGUCCCUUGUUCGGCUUCUCUCUGCUCGUCUGGACCCACGAUAACUCUUGAUCUAACAAAACCCAGAUCCAGUGAUGAUGAUGCAAAAGAGUCUAACCGCAGAAUUGAAUCACCACCAUUUCCACAGUUCUUGGUAGAACAAAUGGCCUCUUCACUGACGAAAGAUCCUAGUUUCAAAGCUGCUCUCGCGGCUGCCAUUUCAGGAAGAAUUGUCCAGAAUAAUUAGACAGAAAAUUGGUGAGAACGAAUCGACAACUUGAAAUUGAACUAAAGCCAUUCGUGAACAAAAGGGUACACUUUAAAGUGUGGUUGCGUUGAGCUUAUUAAACCAGACCCAAACACAAGCUCGCCCCACCCAGAUGGGCAUAGUUGGC